Messenger RNA from Apis cerana (Asiatic honeybee), 4645 nucleotides. Its product is annotated as mRNA-capping enzyme. Gene Ontology annotation, molecular function: ATP binding; mRNA guanylyltransferase activity; mRNA 5'-triphosphate monophosphatase activity. The record is from RefSeq and is a predicted model, not a curated record. Gene Ontology annotation, biological process: protein dephosphorylation; 7-methylguanosine mRNA capping. NCBI's taxonomy places the organism in Eukaryota, Metazoa, Arthropoda, Insecta, Hymenoptera, Apidae.
ACGUACGUUUACGGUUAUGGCCUUACUUGUUCGAAUUUCAACAAGUCAUUGCAACCGAACAGUAAAGGAAAAAUUGAAAAAUCUUCUUAUCCUUUUAUUCACGAUGAAAUACGUGAUGACAAGUGAAAUUAUAAAAAAGGAAACUUGAAAUUUUCACGAGACAGGCAGGGAUGGGAACAUCAAAUAUUCCGAAGGUAGGUUAGCUCGAUUGGGAAAUCAAAGAACGGAAGACACGAACGUGGCCGCUCAUCGUUUGCGGAUUGCGAAAUAUAGAAUUCGGCGUUACAUCAAUUUCUUACUAUAUAUUAUUAUUCGUUGAAUGAAAUAUUUUUUUUUCUCUCGGAUAUCGUGCAAAAAUGUUUUUGAAAAGGUGUGUAAUAAAACAUCGAGAUGUUAUUAAUAACAUUGUGUUUAUUGUAAACAGAUACAUUCGAUUUUUUUCAUUUAUGAUUUAUGAUGGAACGUUGAUCGAGAUAUUGUUUUUUUUUUUUUACCAUUUUUAUGUAAUUUGUUGAUUUUCCAUCGUUAUCAAACAAUAUUUCUACGGAUCGAUUGAAAUGAACACGUUAUCUUGAAAACCAUAUUUUUUUUUUUUCUAGAAAAUGAACGUUUAAUGUAUUACGUUAAAAAUGAAAUCGUGACUAAAUUGAUUAAAAAUUUAAUCAAUAAUUCAUAGUUAGUCGUGUUAUUGACUGCAUUAUGCUGAAUAGAUAAAAAUUUACGUACAAUCGAAUUAAAAAAUCGCUUAAUAGAUUACAUGUUCAAAUAUUAAGUAUAUUUAAUAUACGAUAUUAUUGCAAUGAGCUAUUCUUGUUCACUCUCUGGUCACGCUUUCUCUAAGAAAUUCGAGACAGAGCUUUGCUUUUCCAUUUGUACGAUAUACUCGGCAAUUAUAUUUUAUUUAAAGUUAUUUGAGAUAGAUACUUGCAUAUUGUAUCGAUUUACAAUCGAUAACAAUAUUUAUAUUCCAGAAAAAAUCUAUUUCAACCUUGUUUUUACAUCGAUAUAUCUUUGUAGAAAUCUUUGUAUGUAGAAAUUUGAAAUUUAGUUUCUAUAUUUAAUAAAAAUAUACAUAUUUAUAAUGAAAUUUUUUUUUUUAAUAAAUAUUUCUCAUAUUAAUAGUAUUGCGAUGCACGACAUUCGAAAGAUAAAAAUUGAUUUUUGACAAACUCGUAAUCAAAUUAAUGAUGAAAGGCUGAAUAAUUGCUGAUCGAGCGUUAUUUGAUAUUUUGUGGUAUCAUCUUGAUAGUUCUUUUUUGAUGUGAACCUAAUCUUCUGUGAAUUUCAAAAACAGGCAUGGAUUGAAGAUUGUUACGUCCUUAACAUAUUAUAUCUCUGAAAGAAAAACAGAAAUUUCUUCCAAUGGAAACAAUCAUUGCGAAAAUUUUUGGAAUAUUUCGAUUUUGAUAGUUCUAAUAAUCCGAUUCUAAUAGAUUUUUUAUGAGAGAAUAGUAAGUAUUUAUACUUACUUACUUACCACUGGAGAAUUUUUAAAGUUUUUGAUUUGAUAUUUGAAAGCUAUCGAGACACAAAAAGUAACUGUAAAGAAAUUAUGAAUCAUGUACCAUUUAAGUAAACUGAUAUUUUAUAAUGAACGAAAUUCUAUAUAUUUUCGUUUAAAAAUGGCGGUAAAUUUUUGACCAUAUCGUAAAUCUAAUCUUUGUUAUGAAGGACUCAGAUAUACUAGUCAUAUAUCUCAAUAAAUAAUAUCGAACAAUUGAUGUUAUUGUUAUGUUAUAAUUGUUAUAUUAUUAUUUGGUUGUGAAGUUAAUGAAACCUUAAAAAACGAAGGAUAAAUUAUUUUUUUCCUAUAAGAAUAAUUCCCGUUAUUUUAGCUUGUGUUUUUUGUUCUUCAUUUCUAUGUUUAUAUUUUAAGUGAUUUAACAAAUAUUUGAAUAAUAUUUUUAAUUGUAGAUUCGAUUUUAAAAAAAAUAUAUUUAAGAUUGCUUCGCAAGAUAACUUGAAAUAAAAUAAAAUUAUUGUUUUGCAUUAAUUCUUAUUCAUACUAUUACAUAUUACAUAUAUACUAUUACAUGAAAAUCUAUAUGAUAGAAUUAUCUUUAUAAUAUAAUAUAUUUACUAAUGUAUAUUUAUGCAUAUUUGAUAACAAAGUAGAAAAAUUUCAAGAAAAAUAUUUAUUAUUAUGUUGAUUAAAAAAUACAAAAUUAAAAAUUUUAUAUUUAACUAAAAUUUUAGAUAAUAAAGAUUUUUAAAAAAUAUUCAAAUUUUUACAUUUAAAUUUUUUUUAUAAAACAAAUCGAUUCUAUCGAAUAUUGAUAUGCAUCAUCGAUUCAUCGAGAAGUUUGAUAAAAGUCGAAUAGUGAAAGCCUAAAAUGGCGAUCAGUAGACGCUAGUAACAGCUGUUCUGACGCUAGAAAGGUAUUGAAGUGAAUAAAAUUUAUAUAUCUUUCUUUUUUUUAUUAUUAAUUUAAUUGAAUAUCUAUUUAAUAAAUUUAAUAAUACCAAUGAUUAAUUGGAAAAAUCAAUCUAUUACAUAUAUUCGAAGAAAUAAAUAAAUGAAAAUACUUGUCAAGAUAUAGGUUAUAUGUCGUAUUUAUGUAUUGCCUGAAAAUGAUUUUUGGGUUUAUAACAUUUUAUAACAUUAAAUAAGAAAAGAAAAGAGAAAAUUCAUUUUUUAAUAAAAAACGUGCCAAAAUGUCAAAUUGGAAUGAAAGUAAAGGCCCGAUUCCUCCACGAUGGCUUCAUUGUCCACGGAAAGCAAUCAAAUUAAUUCAAAAUAAGUUCCUUGCUUUCAAAACUCCAUUGUCGUCUUCAUAUGACAGCCAAGUACCAGAAGAAUGUCGGUUUACAGUGGAUAUGUUAUUCGCAUCGUUAAAAAGUCAGAAAAUAAAGUUAGGUUUAUGGAUUGAUCUAACUAAUACUACAAGAUUUUACGAUAAAAAAAGCUUAGAAGCGUAUGGUUGCAAAUAUUUAAAGUUACAGUGUAGGGGUCAUGGUGAAACUCCUUCUGAAGAACAAACAAGAACAUUUGUGCAAGUUUGUAAAAAAUUUAUAUCAUAUAAUCCAUUAGAAGUUAUUGGUGUUCAUUGUACACAUGGUUUCAAUAGAACUGGCUUCCUUAUAAUUAGUUAUUUAGUAGAAACUGAUGGUACUAGUGUUGAUGCUGGUUUGGCAGAAUUUGCUAAUGUAAGACCACCAGGCAUAUAUAAAGGUGAUUAUAUUCAAGAAUUAUUUAGGCGAUAUGAUGACAUUGAGGAUGCUCCUGAUCCUCCACCAAGACCAGCUUGGUGUUUAGAAUAUGACGAUUCUAAUGUAGAAGACAGAGAUGAAGGUCCAAGUACAGAUAAUGAUAAUUAUAAUCAAGAUAUAUUUAAUAAAAGAAGAAGACGAGAAUUUAAUAAUAAAAAUCCAGUAUUUAUGGCUGGUAUACCUGGAGUAAAACCUAUUUUAGAUAAUAGAAAAUUAAGUGGAAUACAAAGACGUGUUCAAGAUAUCUGUUCUUGGAAAUCAACUGGAUUUCCAGGUUCUCAGCCAGUUUCUAUGGAUGAAGAUAAUAUUAGAUUGUUGCAUGAAAAACCAUAUAGAGUAUCAUGGAAAGCAGAUGGGACCAGGUAUAUGAUGUUGAUUCAGGCAGAUGGAGAAAUUUAUUUUAUAGAUAGAGAUAAUAGUGUAUUUCAAGUUAAUGGAAUGACUUUUCCACAUCCAAGAGAUAUAUCUAGAACUCUUAAAGAUACAUUGUUAGAUGGUGAAAUGGUGAUUGACAAAGCAGAUGGUAAAGAAUAUCCAAGAUAUUUAGUUUAUGAUGUAGUGAUGUAUGAUAGCAGAGAUGUUAGUAAAUUGCGAUUUCAUCCUGACCGUUUUUGUAUCAUUGAGCGUGAAAUUAUAGGUGGCAGACAUAGAGCAAUGAAAGAAGGAAAAUUAAGAAAAGAAAUGGAACCCUUUUCAGUACGAUUAAAAUCCUUUUGGGAUGUAAUACAGGCCGCUAGUUUAUUAAGUGAAAAAUUUGCCAAACAAUUAGGCCAUGAACCUGAUGGCUUAAUAUUUCAACCUGCUAAUGAACCCUAUUGUCCAGGACUUUCACGAGAAGUUUUAAAAUGGAAACCUUUAUCACAUAAUUCAGUUGAUUUUAGAUUAAAAAUAGUAACAGAAUCUGGGGAAGGAAUUCUUCCACAAAAAAUUGGACAACUCUAUGUAGGUGGUAUAAAAGAACCAUUUGAUAGAAUGAAGGUCACUAAACAAAUAAAAGAUUUAAAUAAUGCAAUUAUAGAAUGUAAAUUUGAAAACGGCAAAUGGGUGUUUAUGCGUGAAAGAACUGAUAAAUCAUUUCCUAAUUCAUUUAGUACAGCUCAAUCUGUAUGUAAAAGUAUUAUAAAACCUAUAACAACUGAACGACUUUUAGAUUAUAUAAAUAGGCAUCGAUUUUUACAAGAUGAUUCUGAUCUUAUGCCGCCACCGAAUAAAAAGCGUAAAUGAUUGUAUUUAGUUUUAAUGAUACUAUAAUAUAUUUAAAAAUUAAAAAAUAAUAGAUUUAUUGUAAAAUUUUAAUGAAUUUACAAGCAUGAAAAUUAUUCAAGCUUUACAAUUAAUUAUAUCUAGCUUAUUAUAUUCCAUCAAAUUUGUUUUAAUUGCUGUAAAACUUUAAUAAUCUUAAAUUGUUCAUUCAAUAAAGAAACUUUGUAAUAAA